This is a messenger RNA of Nezara viridula (southern green stink bug), 1344 nucleotides long. The record is from the annotation of a GenBank genome assembly. NCBI's taxonomy places the organism in Eukaryota, Metazoa, Arthropoda, Insecta, Hemiptera, Pentatomidae.
AUGGCCAGCAACUUAAACGUUUUGAAGAAUUUGACAACUGAAUCUCAAUUCGAGUUGCAGACGCAGGAGUGCUUCCUGCUCUGGCAAGCAGUCGUACCCUCUGAUUGGUGCGGGGCCAAGUUCGAUGGGGCCCUCUGUUGGGGGCCAACCGCCCCCGGGCACUUGGCCACCCAGGCCUGCAAGGAGGUCAUCAACGACGUCUACUACGACACUUCCAAAAACGCAACCAAGUUCUGCGAUUCGAACGGCGAUUGGAACCUGACCAACUAUGGAAACUGCCUGGAGAGGGACUUUAUGGCGCUCGACGCGGCAAUGACGGAGAUGUCCACAGUGAUAUACUCCGUUGGCUACACCCUGUCCUUGAUUACCUUAUCUCUGGCUCUCUUCAUAUUUAUAUAUUGCAAAGAGAUGCGGUGCCUUAGGAACACGAUUCACACAAACUUGAUGUUCACUUACGUCCUGGCAGACUUCAUGUGGAUCCUGUCGCUAACUGUAUGUUUUCUUAAUUCAAUUAAUUAUUUAUUGUUAUUGGUUCUAUUCACUCUUCUACAUUAUUUCCUUUUGACCAACUUUUUCUGGAUGUUUGUGGAAGGAUUGUACCUAUAUAUGCUGGUUGUGGAGACUUUCACCAGAGAAAAUAUUGGACUACGUGCUUACCUAGCUAUAGGGUGGGGAUCUCCUAUACCCGUCAUAAUAGUGUGGAUAAUCGCCAGGACGACCGUCCAAGACCCUAACGCUUCCGUCAUUGGAGUUCCGGAAACGAUGAACCAGUGCACGAUGAUGUACACCAGCAUGACAGAUUGGAUCUACAUCAUCCCAGUUCUUGUAGUCCUAGUGGUCAACUUGCUCUUUCUCUGCAUGAUCAUGUGGGUGCUGAUAACCAAGCUGAGGUCAGCCAACAACGCAGAGACCGAGCAGUACAGAAAGGGUUCCAAGGCUCUCCUUGUCCUCAUACCUCUUCUGGGUAUCACUUACAUACUCUUGAUUGCUGGCCCUAAUACCGAGGUCUACCACCUCAUCAGGGCUGUGCUUCUGUCCACUCAGGGUCUGACAGUAGGAUUGUUGUACUGCUUCCUCAACACUGAAGUACAAAAUACUAUCCGCCACCGUUGGCAAAGGUGGAGGGAAGAAAGAUCAUUACCUCACAGGACGUACACCAAGGAUUCCUCACCCAAUACCAGGACUGAGAGUAUCAGGUUAUACAGUAAGCAUGAGAUCGUUCCCUACAGGAAACGCGAGUCUACGGGCAGUGAAACUACAACCAUGACUGUAGUUCAAGCUAAUGCCAAAAUGUCCAAUGGACCCAAAUCACCAUUCUUGCAGCCUCCAUCAGAGCCAGUUUGA